UGUGAAAUGUUUAGCUCCACCUGCAGGUCAAAAGGGCAGAAGUAAGUUCAGAGAGAGGACUUAAAUAAUCUCCUCUUUGACUGCAUCUGCAGCCAAGAGCUUUUCACAGUUGCUUGAUUUGUCAGGAAACUGCUUCAGCCUACAUUUCUGGGGGAAAGAUGUUCAGUGCUGCUGUCUAAAUUGGCUUGUCCACUCAAGAGCCAAGGCCUCCCCUGAAUACGAUGAGGAGGCUUCAUGAGGGCUUGCUCCUUCUGUUGUCCAUGUGUGGAAUCACCUCAGCUCUGACGUGUACUGAAGUGCCAGGAACACUGACACAGAUAGAUGCCAGCAAUGGACAGGUCUUUGGUGUGAACAACAGUACAGGAGGUAUUUAUACCUUGUAUGGAAACACAUGGACCCAGUUACCAGGCGCAUUGUCCCACGUCACAGUCGGUCUUUAUGGCAUCUGGGGUGUGAAGUCGGAUCACAGCAUCUAUAGACUGGUAGAUGGCAACUGGAGGCAGAUGUCAGGUGUAAAGUCCUCAAGUUAUCAUCAAGAUAGGCUGAAACAAAUUGAUGCAGGUGGCAGUCACUCUGUCGUUGGAGUCACCACAUAUAAUGACGUCUAUUGCCUGGAGAAGUCAUUAGCCAUUGCUGCUGAUGGCAACUCAUUACUGACCUGGAUCUCCUUUGAAGGAAAAUACAAAUACUACUCCUGUGGGCCACUGGGUUGUUGGGGAGUUAAAUCAGAUGACAAGGUCUUUUUCCAGGAGUAUUCCACCUCAUAUUCCUCCUGUGGUAUAUCACGUUCGCAUAUCAAGGUACCUGGUGCACUUUCCAUGAUUGAAGUUGGGACGGAAGGAGAUGUGUAUGGAGUGAACAGGGAUGGAUAUAUUUAUCGCAGGGCUGGAAUCACUGCUGCCAAUCCCACUGGAACCGCAUGGGUACAUCUGAGCAAUGACCUUGGACGGAUCAAACACGUAUCCUAUGACCUGGGCCUGCUGUGGGUUUUGACUACAGAAGGAAAGAUUUUUAACUGCAAAGUUUCAGCUUUGGAUUGUGAACAGGUGCCCAGAGCAUUGACACAAAUCGAUGCCAGCAAUGGACAGCCCUUUGGUGUGGACAGUGCAGGCAAUAUUUAUACGGAGUAUGGAAACACAUGGACUCUGUUGUCAGGGGCAAUGACCCAUGUCACAACCGGUCCUUCUGGCAUCUGGGGUGUGAACUCAAACCAUGCCAUCUACAAGUUUAUAGGAGGCAACUGGACACUGGUUUCAGGUUUGCUCAAACAAAUUGAUGCAGGUGGAAGCCAGUUCAUCGUUGGAGUCAACAUGAAUGAUGACAUCUAUUGCCUACCCAAGUCAUCAGCCAUUGUUGCUGAUAGUGGCUUAACACUGCCCUGGAUCCACAUUGAAGGAAAACUCAAAUACUACUCCUGUGGGCCACUGGGUUGUUGGGGAGUUAACUCAGCUGACGCCAUCUAUUACCGGCAUGGUGUCACCCCAGAUUCCUGUGCCGGAUCCAGGUGGCAGAAUGUGCCUGGUGCAUUUUCCAUGAUUGAAGUUGGGACAGAAGGAGACGUGUUUGGAGUGAACAGCAAUGGAAAUAUUUUUCGCAGGAAAGGAAUCACCAAAAGCAAUCCCAUCGGAACUUAUUGGGCACAAGUAGAAAAAAAGCUUGGAAAGGCCAAACACGUGUCCUAUGACCUGGACCAGCUAUGGGUUGUCACUUACGAAGGGAACGUCUUCAAAUGCAAAGUGUGAACGUUGCUGUCUGUUCAAUGUUAUUGGUUACACAACAGGAAGAUGUGUUGAGAAUGAUAUCAAGAAUUUAAAAUAGCAGCAAAGAGAUUCUGCCAAUAUUUUCUCUCACUCUUCCCUCUUUCGCUAAAACUGUCCCCUUCCCUGCUUUUUAAUAUGGAGUUUUAAACUAAUUUUAAAUUAAUUAUCUUGAUUCUUUGGUGAUGAAAAUUUAUCUUCCUUCAUAUCUGAAAAGAUGUUAAUUUUUAAGGAGCAAGCCCAGGUUUGUUUCAAAUGUACCCCACUCUACUGGUGAUGAAGCAACUGGCACUUCUGAAUGCCACUUUUAUGACAACUGCA
This is a messenger RNA of Eublepharis macularius, 2078 nucleotides long. RefSeq lists its product as uncharacterized. The transcript is spliced from 7 exons. The record is from RefSeq and is a predicted model, not a curated record. NCBI's taxonomy places the organism in Eukaryota, Metazoa, Chordata, Lepidosauria, Squamata, Eublepharidae. The coding region runs from base 222 to 1742 and encodes 506 amino acids.